Molecule: messenger RNA, 2080 nt
Organism: Ctenopharyngodon idella (grass carp)
Lineage: Eukaryota; Metazoa; Chordata; Actinopteri; Cypriniformes; Xenocyprididae
Gene: cldn5a
Product: claudin 5a
Exons: 1
Coding region: 329-976 (215 amino acids)
Biological process (GO): bicellular tight junction assembly; cell adhesion
Cellular component (GO): plasma membrane; bicellular tight junction
Molecular function (GO): structural molecule activity
Source: RefSeq, a predicted model, not a curated record
GCACGCACGCACGCGCCCCUCCUCUUGGCGUACCGCUAUUAUUCCACUCCACUUAUUCCCAGUCCAGGAAAAGUCCGUUAGUCAAAGCACAGAGGAGACGCAGCGAGGAGAUGCUGUCCACCUGAUCAAAGCGCUACAGUUUUUGUUGUUUGAUCUGAGAGGAAAACUUGGAUAGAAGAUAUUGGAAAGAAACAGCUUUGGGGGAGAAGAAGAAACUUUGGACAAAAGUCUUUAGAAGAAAAGAAAACUUCGGAUUGAAGACUCAAACGUUCCCAGAGUUCUAGAGCAGGUGCACAGAUAUAUUUAAGCACUAUAAGGAGUAAAAGAGAUGGCCUCCGCGGCUCUGGAGAUCCUGGGUCUGAUCCUAUGCGUCUUCGGCACGCUCUUGGAGAUGGUCGCCUGCGGGCUGCCCACCUGGAAGGUGACCGCCUUCAUCGAGGCCAACAUCGUGGUGGCGCAGACCAUCUGGGACGGCCUGUGGAUGUCGUGCGUCGUGCAGAGCACCGGCCAGAUGCAGUGCAAGAUCCACGACUCCAUGCUCGCCCUCGGCCACGAUCUCCAAGCCGCGCGCGCUCUCACGGUCAUCUCGUCGGUCAUGUGCGUCAUCGGGCUGAUGGUGGCGAUCGCCGGCGCGCAGUGCACCAACUGCAUCAAGACGGACAGCGUGAAGGCGCGGGUGGUGAACGUCGGAGGGGUCAUCUACAUCAUCAGUGCCAUAUUCAUGCUCGUGCCCCUGUGCUGGAUGGCCAACAGCAUAAUCUCUGACUUCUACAACCCGCAGGUGCCGGCGGCCAAGAAACGGGAGAUCGGAUCGGCGCUCUACAUCGGCUGGGCGGCCACCGCGAUGUUGCUGCUCGGGGGAAGCAUGCUCUGCUGCUCGUGUCCGGCCUCUGGAAGCUCCGGCUACUCGGUCAAAUACGCGCCCACCAAAAGAGCAACACCCAACGGGGACUAUGACAAGAGGAAUUACGUUUAGACGCUGUUUUUUUUUACAAUAAAAUUGUUGUUGUGUGUUGCACCUGCAGAUAUGUCGGCUCUCUCGUAAAACUUCAGACUGAUUUUCCUUUUUUAAGCAUCUUGGACUACUGAUUGGAUCAGUUUGUUGUAUUUAACAUGACGUCUUUUUUGAGGAUAUGAAAGGUGAACAUUUUAUAAUAACUUUCACAAAACAUUAUGCGAUGCUUAACAGAUCAAUAAAAAUACAUUCAGUGUCCUGAAACAUACAGUAUUCAUGUUUUAAUGUGCAUGAUCUGUUAAACAUUAUAUAAUUUUGCGUCCGACUGGCUAAAAUUGAUUUAAUCCUUUAAAAAUAAUUUCAGUAACAUUAUGUUGCUGAUAAUAAGCCGAUCAUCAUGAGUUGAUAUACUUGAUGUGUAAAUGUUCAUAAACUACUGAUCUGUUAAACAUAAUGUUUGUUUUCAUAAUGAAAGUUAUUCUAAAGUGUUGCCUCUUUGUUAAAAAUGCUGUUUCAAAACUUUAUUGAGGAUAUUCAUGGUGAAAAAGCAACAAUAAUCUGACAAAAUAUCUGUUUUAGGUACCUGGAAAAGUUUGUAAGCUUGUAAAAGUUUGUAAAAGGCUAAAACCAUUAAGUUAGUGGCUGUAGCUGUUCAAAGAUGUUUACCGAUGUGUUCAAUGUGCUGAAGGCGUGAUGUUUUAGUGUGUAAAUCUGGAGGAAUCUGCUUUGGCACAUUUGCAGAGAAUCUUCAACACUUGGAAUGUCAGCCAGGACAAACAGCUGGAAAACUGAAGACAGCGACUCCUGACUGAUCUGUUACUCUCAACUCACCCGUCCACACUGUUGCUCAAAGCUAAACAAGGCUACAUGAGAAACAAAGUCAAGCAGGAUCUACAUCCACUAUGGAUAAUGUCUGUUUUUUGGGAUUAUCCUGCCGGUAUAGUGCAUUGCUGUAUGCAAACUUUCAUGGAUGGGUAUCUUCAUGUUCCUUGAACUUAAGACCUCUACAUUCAGUUUAUUCAGCUCGUCUGAAAUGGUUAUUUUUUGUAUUUUUUUUUUUUAAUUGUCUUUUUGAAUUCUUGAAUAAUUGUUCUUUGGAAUAAACAUUUACAGUUUUGACACAAA